Molecule: messenger RNA, 2291 nt
Organism: Ailuropoda melanoleuca (giant panda)
Lineage: Eukaryota; Metazoa; Chordata; Mammalia; Carnivora; Ursidae
Gene: BMP7
Product: bone morphogenetic protein 7
Exons: 7
Coding region: 528-1823 (431 amino acids)
Biological process (GO): BMP signaling pathway
Cellular component (GO): extracellular region
Molecular function (GO): growth factor activity; cytokine activity
Source: RefSeq, a predicted model, not a curated record
AUUAGUCUGAGGCUCCCGUGGCGGCCUCUCGUGCGAUCAAGGGCGCGCACGGCUGGGAGAGCGACUCGGGGUCCCUGCUGUCGGCACCGGAGUUCGGAAGAGAGUGGGUCGCCGCCGCCCGAGGGCGAGAGCGCGAGCGGAGCGGGAGGAAGGAGCGCUCGCUCGCCCGCCGCCUCGCUGCCUCCCCGGCGCUCGCUCUCCCGGCUCCUAGGUUUGCUGGCUGCUCCUCCCACCCGCGCCCGCCUCCUUGCUCGCUCUCUCGCUCGCUCCAGCCGGUUUCCAAGCCCCGCGGUGCGCCCGGGCGAGUGCUGGGCGAGGGGCCCCGGGGCUAGCGCCGAGCAGGGGGCGGGGGUCCGGGCAGAGCGCAGCCGGCCGGGGAGGGGCCAUGUCUGGCGCGGGCGCAGCGGGGCCCGUCCUGCAGCAAGUGACCGAGCGGCGUGGACGGCCGCCUGCCCCCCUCCGCCACCUGGGGCGGCGCGGGCCCCGGUGCCGGGUGCCCGGAGCCCGGCGCGCGUAGAGCCGGCGCGAUGCACGUGCGCUCGCUGCGCGCGGCGGCGCCCCACAGCUUCGUGGCGCUCUGGGCGCCCCUGUUCCUGCUGCGCUCCGCCCUGGCCGACUUCAGCUUGGACAACGAGGUGCACUCGAGCUUCAUUCACCGGCGCCUCCGCAGCCAGGAGCGGCGGGAGAUGCAGCGCGAGAUCCUCUCUAUCUUGGGCUUGCCCCAUCGCCCGCGCCCCCACCUCCAGGGCAAGCACAACUCGGCGCCCAUGUUCAUGCUGGACCUGUACAAUGCCAUGGCGGUGGAGGAGGGCGGCGGGCCCGACGGGCAGGGCUUCUCCUACCCCUACAAGGCCGUCUUCAGUACCCAGGGCCCCCCUCUGGCCAGCCUGCAAGAUAGCCACUUCCUCACAGACGCCGACAUGGUCAUGAGCUUCGUCAACCUCGUGGAGCACGACAAAGAGUUCUUCCACCCGCGCUACCACCAUCGCGAGUUCCGGUUUGAUCUGUCCAAGAUCCCGGAAGGGGAAGCCGUGACCGCAGCCGAGUUCCGGAUCUACAAGGACUACAUCCGGGAGCGCUUCGACAACGAGACGUUCCGGAUCAGCGUUUACCAGGUGCUGCAGGAGCACUUGGGCAGGGAGUCAGACCUCUUCCUGCUGGACAGCCGCACCCUCUGGGCCUCGGAGGAGGGCUGGCUCGUGUUUGACAUCACCGCCACCAGCAACCACUGGGUGGUCAACCCACGGCACAACCUGGGCCUGCAGCUCUGCGUGGAGACCUUGGACGGGCAGAGCAUCAACCCCAAGUUGGCGGGCCUGAUCGGGAGGCACGGACCCCAGAACAAGCAGCCCUUCAUGGUGGCCUUCUUCAAGGCCACGGAGGUCCACAUUCGCAGCACCCGCUCCACGGGGGGCAAGCAGCGCAGCCAGAACCGCUCUAAGACGUCCAAGAGCCAGGAAGCCCUGCGGGUGGCCAAGGUGGCAGAAAACAGCAACCGCGACCAGAGGCAGGUGUGCAAGAAGCAUGAGCUGUAUGUCAGCUUCCGCGAUCUGGGCUGGCAGGACUGGAUCAUCGCUCCCGAAGGCUAUGCCGCUUACUACUGUGAGGGCGAGUGCUCCUUUCCUCUGAACUCCUACAUGAACGCCACAAACCACGCCAUCGUGCAGACGCUGGUCCACUUCAUCAACCCCGAAACGGUGCCCAAGCCAUGCUGUGCCCCCACUCAGCUCAACGCCAUCUCUGUCCUCUACUUCGACGACAGCUCCAACGUCAUCCUGAAGAAAUACAGAAACAUGGUCGUCCGAGCCUGUGGCUGCCACUAGCGCCUCCUGGAGGUCAGACCCUCCAGCGCCACACUGUUCCGGGAUCCUCGGUCUCCCACUGCCCAGUGCCUGCCGCCGCCCAGCACAGAGACCGCCUUUCCUGAGACCUGCCCCCAUCCCCAACCUUAAGGGCGUAGGAGGAUUAAGGAAUUUGAGAGGCAAAUGCCUUUUGAUCAGGUUUUCAUCGGCCUCCUAUGGACAAGAUCCUACAUGCUGCUGCAGGCAACACCUAAAGGAAAAAAAUAUAUAUAUAUAAAGAAAAAUUGCCCAGCCACGACCAUUGGCUGUGAAGUCUCAGCCGUGCACUGACGCGUUCCCAGGGGUAAUUAGGAGCGCCCUUCAGCCAGGCCACCCAGCAGCGGGAGGAAGGGGGCACGGCAAGGGGUGGGCACGUUUGUGUCUGUGCGCAAGGAAAAUUGACACGGAAGUUCCUGUAAUAAAUGUCAAAAUAAAACGAAUGAAUGAAAA